Molecule: messenger RNA, 653 nt
Organism: Williopsis jadinii
Lineage: Eukaryota; Fungi; Ascomycota; Saccharomycetes; Phaffomycetales; Wickerhamomycetaceae
Gene: AIM19
Product: Aim19p
Exons: 1
Coding region: 106-558 (150 amino acids)
Cellular component (GO): mitochondrion
Source: RefSeq, a predicted model, not a curated record
AUAACAUAACAUAACUACACCAGACAUAAUGAAGUUAUCCCAAUUUCAUUUGCUCUUGCUCCCAACAACCAUCGCCAACAUUACUCAGCUCAAAGGAUAAACAUAAUGACAGAGGAGAUCAAGGCGACGACCAACGACUACAGAGAACAGCUCUACGCCUCAACCACCACCCCCUACCCUUCGUUGCUGUUCAGUGGGAUGUUGUUUGCUACCCCAUUGAUCACUUCGCAGCCUGAAGCUGUCACAAGAAUGAACGCCGAUGUCAACCGAGGCGUACUGUUUAAGACUGCAAAGAGACUACGUGUGGGUCCAACCACCGUGAGCUCUGUGCUGUUUGGAAGUGCUAUGGCCCUCGGUAGUUGGAUUAUGUUUGAAGGUGAUGUUGAGAGUGGCUCUGGCUUCAUCACGGCAUGGAGCUCUCUCUACCUCAUAGUCAACGGUAGACAGAUGUUCAAUGGACUCAGAUACGCAAGAGUUUGGCCAGUCGUGCUGAGUAGUGUUGCUCUGGGAGAGGCCGUGCUCCACGGUAAGAGGUUCUUCUACGGUGUUGGCCAGUGAAGAUGGUUCUCCCUACUUUAUAUGUAUCAAUGUGUGUUUAAUAUGUCUAACCGUACAUCACCAGUGUAGUGGCAGCCAUCCCUUUCUCGAUGCAA